AAAUGCGGAGUUAAGGGGGGCUUGAAAAAAUAGUGGCAAGCCCAGAAAAGGCACGGCACGUCCAGUUCUCCAAGUUUUUGUAAAAGAAGAGCGGGAAAGCGCCACCACCCCGACUCUUAAGCAGAGGAAUAGGCGAGUCUCCCGGCCCCACCCCCGCAGCGGUGAUGCAAAGAGGACAAAUCACCGACGUAGACCGAAGGGAAAAAAAAAGAAGAAAGAAACCCCCGGGAGUGGGGAGGGGAGAGGGAAGACAACUGGCGCGGAGCAGUCUCCAAUCACUGGCACGAGAGGGAGCGCCUUUUGGGGAAACAAACCCUGCAUAAAUAAUUGAGUUUGGAGCCCAGUGCUUUCAGAGGCUCGAAGUGCACCUCCUCAGUGCCUUCCGAGUUGAGGAAAAACGGCAGAGGAAGGGGCUGGCGACGACGGGACCGAGAGCAGCUCAGCGGGCGGUGGGACGCUGUGCCCGCAGACGUUCGCAAGAGGGACAGCAGAGCCCAGCGAGCCCCGAGGGCAAGGAGCCCUCUCCAGCGGAGGCUGAAAGACAGCUGGCUCUGCGGAGGCCGAGGAGGCGCCGCAUGGGCAGCAUGCGUGUCUCCGGAGGUCCCGCCGCGGUGUCCGCGGACAACUCCAGCGAGUGGUGGCCUCUGUCCGCGGGUGGUGUCAACCGUAGCGGAGAAGCGGAGGCGCCCGGGGGAGGCCGCAGCCCUCCGGGGGACGUGCGCGACGAGGAGCUGGCCAAGGCGGAGAUCGCCGUGCUGGCUGUGACUUUCGUGGUGGCGGUGCUGGGUAACAGCAGUGUGUUGGUCGCGCUGCACCGCACGCCCCGCAAGACGUCCCGAAUGCACCUCUUCAUCCGUCACCUCAGUCUAGCCGACCUAGCCGUCGCUUUCUUCCAGGUGCUGCCGCAGAUGUGCUGGGAUAUCACCUACCGCUUCCGCGGACCCGACGUCCUGUGCCGCGUGGUGAAGCAUCUGCAGGUGUUCGGCAUGUUCGUAUCGCCCUACAUGCUGGUGGUCAUGACCGCCGACCGCUACAUCGCUGUGUGCCACCCGCUGAAAACGCUGCAACAGCCAACGCGCCGCUCGCGCCUCAUGAUCGCCGCUGCCUGGGUGCUGAGCUUCGUGCUCAGCACGCCACAGUACUUCGUCUUCUCCAUGGUCGAGGUGGACAACGUCACCAAGGCCAUUGACUGCUGGGCCACCUUCAUCCAGCCCUGGGGUCCCCGCGCCUAUGUGACUUGGAUGACAGGUGGCAUCUUCGUGGCGCCCGUGGUCAUCCUGGGCACCUGCUAUGGCUUCAUCUGCUACCACAUCUGGCGCAAUGUCCGCGGAAAGACGGCUUUGCGCCGGGGAAAGGGCGCGGAGGGCGCCAGUGGCGCCCUCCGUAAGGGGUUCCUGCUCGCGCCCUGUAUCAGCAGCGUGAAAACCAUUUCCCGCGCGAAGAUCCGCACCGUGAAGAUGACUUUUGUGAUCGUGACAGUUUACAUCAUUUGCUGGGCGCCCUUCUUCAUCCUCCAGAUGUGGUCUGUCUGGGAUGACAAACUUGUCUGGGUCGAAUCAGAAAACCCAGCCGUCACCAUCACGGCGUUACUAGCUUCUCUGAAUAGUUGCUGCAAUCCUUGGAUCUACAUGUUUUUCAGUGGCCAUCUCCUGCAAGACUGCAUCCAGAGUUUCCCAUGCUGCCAAAGCAUGAAGCAAACAUUGAAGAAAGAAGAUUCUGACAGUGUGAGCAGAAGACAGACUUCUUACACAAACAACCGAAGCCCAACCAACAGUAUGGUUACAUGGAAGGACUCGCCCAAGUUUUCCAAGUCCGUCAAGUUCAUUCCUGUUUCCACCUGAGCCCACGUUCAUGCAGCCUGACUCUUAUAAUAGACUUUUGGGUCCACUGGUUAAAUCCAGCUAGAAAUCAGGAGAACAAGUGAACUUAUAAGCGAUAAGCGUAAACUGAUUUGUUGAGGACAAGACUGUGUUUCUAGUUGCAUUUUCACAUUGCUAUGAACAAAAGUUAUGAAUUGUUUUAUAGAGGAUGUUCAUUAAAAAGAAAAAAAAAACCCCAUGCUACAUUAAAAUUUGCAGGCCUAAUUCCCAGAAUAAGAAGAGAAGUUAUAUUU
Messenger RNA from Enhydra lutris kenyoni (northern sea otter), 2113 nucleotides. Its product is annotated as arginine vasopressin receptor 1A. Gene Ontology annotation, molecular function: vasopressin receptor activity; peptide binding. Gene Ontology annotation, cellular component: membrane. The record is from RefSeq and is a predicted model, not a curated record. The transcript has 2 exons. Lineage: Eukaryota; Metazoa; Chordata; Mammalia; Carnivora; Mustelidae. The coding region runs from base 576 to 1841 and encodes 421 amino acids. Gene Ontology annotation, biological process: regulation of systemic arterial blood pressure by vasopressin; positive regulation of vasoconstriction; G protein-coupled receptor signaling pathway.